AUCGCGAGGUCUCUGUUCAAGGUCUGGCCUUGCUCUGCGCUUGAUCCGAAUCGGUGGAACCGGGAAAUCACUACGCCCCAUUGAUUUGAUUCCUCAAGUUCCUGAUUAACUGCGCCAAUUUCAUCAAAUCCCAGAACCUAAACCCCCGAUAUCUUUUGCGCCCGCCCGCCCAUGAAUUGCUUGUCCCGCGUGCCUUCCUACACUGCCACGAUAUGUAGAAGAGCCACCCGUUUGAUCGGCGGACGUCCUUUCGUCAAGUGUGCUAAUGCGCCUGCUUGUAGCGGAGCGUUCCGGAAUGCCUCUCUCAGAAGUGUGAACUCGGAGUUCAUGCUCUGUAGAUAUGGUGUUCGAUGCUAUUCCUCUAAGAGGGGCAAGAGAGGCGGGUCCAAGGCGGCGAGCUCGGUCUCGAAGAAGGUCGUUGAUCCGGAGAAAGAUUCCUUCUUUGUUGUCAGGAAAGGGGACAUCGUUGGCGUUUACAGGAGCUUCCUUGAAUGCCAGGCUCAGCUUGGUUCAUCGGUAUGUGAUCCUCCUGUCAGUGUUUUCAAAGGCUACAAUAUGUCUACAGACUCCGAGAAUUAUCUUGCCUCUCGUGGGCUUAAAGAUGCUAUCUACACUAUCAAUGCUGCUGAUUUGAAGGAUGAUCUUUUUGGAAUGCUUACACCUUGUCCUCUUCAGGAGCCUGCUGCAUACAGAGGCAAAGAUACUGAGACUAAUGGGCCCAAAGAGACAUCCCACGAUGCCUUGGAGGAAGAAGUUUCUGUAACUGUUUCGACUGAUCCAUCUGUAGAGCAUGUCAGCUCCAAUCUCAAUGACGAGGGGGUGCCAAUAUCUUUAGGAUGUAGUUCUUGUAUUCUUGAAUUCGAUGGUUCAUCAAAAGGUAAUCCUGGAAAAGCUGGGGCAGGAGCUGUAUUGCGAGCGGACGAUGGAAGCAUGAUAUGUAUAUUACGUGAAGGUGUGGGUACAGCCACAAGUAACGUCGCUGAGUAUCGAGCUAUUAUCUUAGGACUGAAGUAUGCCCUGGAGAAGGGGUGUAGAAGCAUUCGUGUUCGGGGCGACUCCAAACUCAUCUGCAUGCAGGUUCAAGGUUUAUGGAAAGUCAGACACGAGAAAAUGUCUGAGUUGUUUCAAGAGGUCGAAAAAUUGAAGCAGAACUUUCUGUCAUUCGAGAUCAGCCAUGUUCUCAGGGACCUAAAUUCUGAGGCUGAUGCCCAAGCAAACAAGGCAAUCCUUCUUGCUGAUGGUCAAGUUGAAGAGGAAUGUGUGGAGCUGGUCUGUGACUCUGCUGGCGACGCUUAUAGAAGGAUUUUGCCUCAAAACUCCAGUUCCAGGGCCGAAUAUAUUGUGCUGGUCGGGAACCCUGGAGCUCUGAAAACCAUGGCGGUGAUUCUAUCGAGAGUUGCUCGGAACUUCGCCGUUGCCGGUGGUGCCGCCAGAUCUUCGCUUUCUUCGGCCCCCUCUUGUCCUUCUUCUCCGUUGCGCCGCUUCUCUUCGCCGUCUUCGCUCCCCGCCGUCGCGGUCGCUCGGUCUGAUGUCGCCGCCGACGUGGACGAGGAGGGGGACGAGGGCCUGGGUCUCGCUCCGGCUUCGGUGGUCAAGGCGGCGGAUCCAACCGUGCUCCAGCCUCGCGUGGUGGUUUACGACGGUGUCUGCCAUCUCUGCCACCGAGGGGUGAAGUGGGUCAUCAAAGCGGACAAACAUAGGAAGAUUAAAUUCUGUUGCCUCCAAUCUAAGGCUGCGGAACCAUACAUGAGACUCUGUGGUCUCGAACAGGAGGAUGUCCUUCGUCGCUUUCUGUUCAUUGAAGGGCCUGGAGAAUACCACACAGCAUCUACUGCUGCUUUAAAAGUGAUGUCCUACUUGCCGCUGCCAUACUCUGCUCUCAGUGCACUACUGAUAGUACCGACACCACUUAGGGACGCAGUUUAUGAUUAUGUUGCCAAAAGGCGAUACGACUGGUUUGGGAAGGAAGAAGAUUGCUUGGUUCUACGAGAGCAGGAUAUGCUCGAGCGCUUUAUAGACAAGGAUGAAAUGUUGGAUCGAAGUCGAUCAGUUUUGUGAAUACUUUUUCUUGCCUGGCAUUUAGGUCUUAUGCAAGUUCGCACUUGUAAAUGGUUUCCCUCAUCUAGUUCUCUCUCUCCCUCUCUAUUGAGAUUUUGGAUGAAAGAACAUGACAUUGCAACUCACGAAGUUGGACUUCAAUUUUUCUCUUGUAGGAGUCAUGUACAGUACAAGUAGCAUCGGUGAAUUUCAAUAUUAUAUCAUAUAUGUUCAUCCAUCA
This is a messenger RNA of Rhodamnia argentea, 2278 nucleotides long. RefSeq lists its product as uncharacterized. The record is from RefSeq and is a predicted model, not a curated record. Gene Ontology annotation, molecular function: nucleic acid binding; protein-disulfide reductase activity; RNA-DNA hybrid ribonuclease activity. Bases 172 to 2058 code for a protein of 628 amino acids. NCBI's taxonomy places the organism in Eukaryota, Viridiplantae, Streptophyta, Magnoliopsida, Myrtales, Myrtaceae. The transcript is spliced from 13 exons.